Nanorana parkeri is the source of this 1794-nucleotide messenger RNA. Its product is annotated as integrin beta-2-like. Gene Ontology annotation, cellular component: cell surface; focal adhesion; integrin complex. Gene Ontology annotation, biological process: integrin-mediated signaling pathway; cell adhesion mediated by integrin; cell migration. The coding region runs from base 1 to 1680 and encodes 559 amino acids. Gene Ontology annotation, molecular function: amyloid-beta binding; integrin binding. The transcript has 8 exons. The record is from RefSeq and is a predicted model, not a curated record. Lineage: Eukaryota; Metazoa; Chordata; Amphibia; Anura; Dicroglossidae.
AUGACCCUUCUUCCCAAAUUACUCUACCUCUUUCGCACCCUCCCGGUAGCGAUUCCAAAUUUUGCCCUCAGGUCAAUGCAAAACAGCGUCAUGUCCUUUAUAUGGCGUGAUAAACGCCCCAGGGUGGCCCGGAAAACGUUGUACUGUCAUCGCCGCCAGGGGGGGUUGGGGGUCCCUGAUCUCAAGAAAUACUACCAGGCUGCACAAAUUGCAUCCAUUGCCGCUCUUCAUAUCCAGUUAGAUCCUCCUCUCUGGACCCUGUUAGAGAUUCCGUAUGUACACCCAUGCUCGCUCUCCUCUAUCCCGUGGCUCACCCCCAUUCAUCGCCCUUCACUUCUCAGCCCGAUUCUCACCCACACCCUUCGGAUAUGGGACUCCACUAAAUAUACGGCUGCCUUAAUUUCCCCUCAUCUGCACCUUACUACUCUCAUGGGGAACCCUAUGUUUCCCCCGGCGAUGGAUACCACCCACCGAUAUGUCUUGAAUUGGCAACGGGAUCUUCACCAUACUAGGCCCUCUGAGGAGUGGGGAUCAAUUUGGAACGCCAUCUCCAGGUGCUCCCGCAAUAUCACCACACAAGAGGCAGCCUAUAAGAUCACAUUCAAAGUUAAGAUAACAGCAAGAAAGUGUCUUCCGAAUCAAAGUUUCUUAAUUCGUCCACUGGGAUUUACAGACAAAGUGGAAGUUAGCAUCACAACUGCAUGUGACUGUGACUGCAGGGAUGAAGCAGAGCCUGGGGCCUGCAACGCCCAAGGGAACAUUGUAUGUGGGAUCUGCAGCUGUAACAAGGAUCAUGUGGGGAAAAGCUGUGAGUGUGUAACCGGUGGGAAAACAAAUCAGGAACUAGAACAGAGCUGUAGAAAGGACAACAGCUCAGCCGUGUGCUCUGGAGCCGGGGAGUGCAUAUGUGGUCAAUGUACCUGCAAUCCAAAUGAACCUCCAAAAAAGAUCUAUGGCCAAUAUUGCCAGUGUGACAACUGGAACUGUGAAAUGUUUAACAAUAUGGUGUGCGGUGGACAAGGGAUAUGUAACUGUGGCAACUGCAUAUGUAAUAAUGGCUAUGAAGGAAGUGCAUGUCAAUGUCUUAAAUCUACCAAGAACUGUAAAAACACCAGAGGAAGUAUAUGCAGUGGUCGGGGGAGGUGUGAGUGUAACAAAUGUAUUUGUAAGGAAGGGUAUAUCCUGCCAUUCUGUGAGACCUGUCCUGGCUGCCCUUCUCAGUGUCCACGUUUUGGGCCUUGUGUUGAAUGCUAUAUAAAGCAAGGGGAACAGAGCUCCAGGAACUGUACACAUGCUUGUCCUAGUGUAACAGCUGAAAAAGUGGACCAGCUAACAGAAGAGACAUUCUGCAGGGAGAAGGAUUCAGAGAACUGCUGGAUGCAGUAUGCAUUACGUGAAAAUGAUGGUGAAGACCAAUACACCAUAAAGUAUACCCUAAAAAGAGAGUGUCCUGAAGCCCCCAACGUAUAUGCCAUAGUGGGAGGCACCUUUGGAGGUGUGCUUCUUAUUGGUGUGAUCUGUCUACUUAUCUGGAAAUGUAUAACAUACAUAACAGACAGAAAGGAGUACGAAAGAUUUGAGAAGGAGAAACAAAAGGCCAAAUGGAACAAGAACAUCAACCCGAUAUUUAGCACUGCAACCACCACAGUGCAAAAUCCACAAUUUCAUGGUGAAGAAUGAUUGAAGAGUCAAUAGCAGGAACAGGAGAGUAAACUAGUCACCGCUAUCUUCAUUGACACUUAUGAUAAAGGUUUAUAACAUUGAUGAAUGUAAAAAGAUGCUUAUCUCAACUUU